Messenger RNA from Paralichthys olivaceus (Japanese flounder), 2872 nucleotides. The record is from RefSeq and is a predicted model, not a curated record. NCBI's taxonomy places the organism in Eukaryota, Metazoa, Chordata, Actinopteri, Pleuronectiformes, Paralichthyidae.
UGUACCUUGUGAAAGAUCUGUUGCUUGAUGUACCAGCCCGGUUAGGUAGGGGUGCGUAGCAUUUUAGUUUAACCCUUGUUUUCUCUUGGAUUUGGAGUUAGGUUAGUAACUUGUCAUGUUGUUUCUUUAAUUUGAGGAGGUAAGUUUAGGUUGUUGGCCUUAAGGUUGCCUGAAGCAAAAAAACUGAGUUUUAAUAAACCUUCAAAUAGGUUGAAAUAUUUUGUUGCUGGUGGUUCUUGGGAGCUGAGAAGAGGGGAGACUCAUUCAUCAGGCUGCGACUGGGUUUUCACCUGUGCUGGGUCGUACCGAUGCCAGUCCCCUUUGUCUUCCGGGGAGUGGUCAAGUGAGCUGAAGGCAUACACCAGAGGAAGGGGAGAGAUGAGUAUCUCAGCAGCUGUAGAAGAGGACACAGCUGGGGGAAGGGAGUGGAGAUGACUGAGGGUUCCUGCUGAGAGCCUCCGGUGGGACUUUGUGUGAGACUUUAACUCCAUCAGCUGGGACUCAGCGUGUCUGUCAUGUCUCCCACCUCUUACUGUGAUCGUUGUUUGUGUUAUUGAUCUUACGAGUGCAGAGGAGAUGGAGCACAGGAAACCUUCCAACUGAGUCGAAUUGGCCCUUGAAAGAGCUUCUGUGGUGUCAUCUCAUCUUGAAAACCAUGAUAACUAAAAGGAAAUACCGCCUACACUACACUUACGUUAUCGACCUGUUCUCUUUCCUGGAUGAGUUGACUUUAUAUCCUGAGGUUGAAGAGAGAAAUGAAAUCCCUCUGACCGGAACUGUCGUUACAUCUUUGAAUUAUCUGAAAUCAACGACCCUGCACCCGCUGGCCACCAUGAACAGCUCAGUCCUGCCACUCACAAACAGCACCCCGCUCUGCUACACCAAGAACAGCCCUCCAUUCACCUCCAUUCAGCCCCCCAUCGCCUCAGCCUACUACUCAUCUAUCUUCAUGAUCCUGGGUCUCACCUCUAAUCUUGUCGCCUUUGUAGUUCUCCUGAAGUCCUUCCAGCGAACGCAGAGCCGCUCUCGCUCCUUCUUCCUGAUCUUCCUUGGUGGACUGGUGGUCACUGACUUCAUGGGUCUUCUGCUCACAGGCACCAUUGUGGUUUCAUUCCAUGUUACUCACUUUAAUUGGCGCCAUUUAGACCCAAACUGCCAUUUCUGCAACUUCAUGGGUAUGUCCAUGGUGUUCUAUGGACUGUGCCCGCUGCUGCUUAGUGCUUCCAUGGCACUGGAGCGUUUCAUUGGCAUCAAUUGGCCAUUUGCACGCUCCUCUAGCGUGAGCAAGAGCCGGACAAUCUCCAUGGUGUUGAUGGUUUGGUUUAUCGCUGGCUGCAUUGCGUUGCUGCCUCUAACAGGCGUUGGGGCCUACCACUUGCAGGUGCCAGGCUCCUGGUGUUUUUUGAAUAUCAGCUCUGAGGGAAAUGACCUGAUCUUCUCCCUGAUCUUUUCAUUUGUUGGUUUGAUAAGCAUCGCUGUGUCAUUUUUGCUGAACACGAUAAGCGUGGUGACCCUGAUCAAGGUUUGCUGCGGACAGGACAGGAGCCAGCGGCGCCGAGAUCACGAAGUGGAGAUGAUGGUUCAGCUCAUCCUGAUCAUGGUCAUCGCUUCUAUCUGCUGGUGCCCCCUUCUGAUCUUUAUUGCAGAGACUGUGCUGUCCGGAGCGCAGCUCCAGGUCAAAUACCUACUGCUGUGGCUGCGCUUCGCCACCGGAAACCAGAUCCUGGAUCCCUGGGUUUACAUCCUGUUUCGCAGGGCGGUUCUCAAGAGAAUCUACCCCCGCUUCGACUGGUCCAGAGGCUCCAUCAUGACCUUGUACCCAUCUCUCAGAGACACUGUGCGCAGGUUGACACGUUCUUCAAUCGGGAGCACUGUGGGAUCGAAUGAAACAGGAGAGACGGGAAAAUUGAAUGUGACGCCCCCAUCUACCUUGAACCCACCACCAUCUCUUUGAUUGGUUGGAUUUUGAAUUGUUGUUGCAGCAGAAUGUUGGAAAUCAUGUAGAUAACACCCAUUAUCUGAAAGGAUUAUGUUAUCUCAUACCAUUCACAUUUAUUUUAGUAUUAACAGUAACACCUUAAUUCACAGUAUAAUGAUCAAACCUGUAUCGAUAAAUCAAUAUCACCACUUAACACUGAAGUUAGCUAAGGAACUUUUUAAGCAAUCUACAUGCAUUAGCCUUUUCAGGUACAGAGCCUGAAAAUAUUUGUAUGAUGUUUGAGUUUAAAACAUUUUAUUGAGGCAAUCUGUGUUGAUUGUUUUGAUGAACACAUGUACACGAUAGACCGUAACUGUGUUUCAUGCUCAUGCUCAAUGCUCACGUCUUUUUUGAAAGUGUUUAAAUUAACAUUUUGGGGGGAAACCCUUAAAUUUUCAAUAUUGUGUUGGAACAGGUGAUCCAGAGACCAUCAAACCUAAAACAGACUUCUGCUGAUCUCAUAGAGGUGCUUCAAAGUGAAAAUGUUUUCAUCAGAGUGUACAAAGUAUGUCCCAAUGUUUGCCUGGGGCCUUGUGCAUGAUUUUCAUUUUCCUUUGAUCUAGAAAAUGUAAUCUACUAUAUGUGUUUUAUUCACAAUGGAAUUACUGUAGAAUCAGGUGUAAUAGGGUUAAAAAUACUAAAAAAAAACCUGGGCAUGAUCUGUUGCUAAUUUUUCCAGAUAUACAAAAAACUGCCAUGUCUGCUUGUCUGUCAUACACCAAAUGGACGUAUACAAGUUUGCCUGAAAAAAGAAAAAUGAGACCAUUAAAAUACAGUGUUAUAAUGUCAAUAAAUGAAAAUGCAAUAGUAUUUCAAAUAACAUAUUUACUGUGAAAUGUGAUCAUAGCUAUAUUCUGGUUUUAAUAUUGUUGCUGAUAGCGUACAACACUGUAU